AUGGCUCCGACUUUGCCCUUUCUCAACAAAGCUCCCCAAGGCUCUCUGAGUGCUCCCUCGACGUCCCUGAUGGUCAAGGCCGAUCUUGUCACCCAGGAGGAGAUGAGUCGCCUGACCGACUUUUACCCGUAUGCCUUCACCGACUUCUUCGGGUCUGGUACGCGGGGUGAAGAGAGUUACAUAGUCACUUUGGAAGUUAUUGGUGCUAUGUAA
Messenger RNA from Cryptococcus wingfieldii CBS 7118, 213 nucleotides. RefSeq lists its product as hypothetical. The transcript has a single exon. The coding region runs from base 1 to 213 and encodes 70 amino acids. NCBI's taxonomy places the organism in Eukaryota, Fungi, Basidiomycota, Tremellomycetes, Tremellales, Cryptococcaceae. The record is from RefSeq and is a predicted model, not a curated record.